ACUACAAGUCCAACUACUUCGCCAACUACCAGUCCAACAACAAGUCCUACAACAUCGCCAACUACUAGUCCAACAACAAGUCCUACAACAUCUCCGACUACAAGUCCAACUACCAGUCCUAUAACAUCUCCGACUACAAGUCCAACUACAAGUCCAACAACAUCUCCAACAAAAAGUCCAACUACUUCGCCAACUACAAGUCCAGCAACAAGUCCUACAACAUCUCCGACUACAAGUCCAACAACAAGUCCAACAACAUCUCCGACUACAAGCCCAACUACCAGUCCAACAACAUCUCCAAAUACAAGUCCAACUACUUCGCCAACUACCAGUCCAACAACAAGCCCUACGACAUCUCCGACUAUAAGUCCAACUACCAGUCCUACAACAUCUCCAACUACAAGUCCAACAACAUCUCCGACAACAAGUCCAACUACGUCGCCAACUACCAGUCCAACAACAAGUCCUAUAACAUCUCCGACUACAAGUCCAACUACUUCGCCAACUACCAGUCCAACAACAAGUCCUACAACAUCGCCAACUACAAGUCCACCAACAAGUCCAACAGCAUCUCCGACUACAAGCCCAACUACCAGUCCAACAACAUCUCCAACUACAAGUCCAACUACUUCGCCAACUACCAGUCCAACAACAAGCCCUACAACAUCCCCGACUAUAAGUCCAACUACCAGUCCUACAACAUCUCCAACUACAAGUCCAACUACCAGUCCAACAACAUCUCCUAGAACAAGUCCAACUACUUCGCCAACUACCAGUCCAACAACAAGUCCUAUAACAUCUCCGACUACAAGUCCAACUACCAGUCCUAUAACAUAUCCGACUACAAGUCCAACUACCAGUCCAACAACAUCUCCGACUACAAGCCCAACUAACAGCCCAACAACAUCCCCGACUACAAGUCCAACUACUUCGCCAACUACUAGUCCAACAACAAGUCCUUCAACAUCUCCAACCACAAGUCCAACUACUUCGCCAACUACCAGUCCAACAACAAGUCCUACAACAUCGCCAACUACUAGUCCAACAACAAGUCCUACAACAUCUCCGACUGCAAGUCCAACUACCAGUCCUACAACACCUCCGACUACAAGUCCAACUCCUUCGCCGACUACAAGUCCAACAACAAGUCCUACAACAUCUCCGACAACAAGUCCAACUACCAGUCCAACAACAUCUCCAACUACUUCGCCAACUACCAGUCCAGCAACAAGUCCUACAACAUCUCCGAAUCCAACUACUUCGCCAACUACCAGUCCAACAACUAGCCCUACAACAUCUCCGACUACCAGUCCAACUACCAGUCCUACAACAUCGCCUAACGGAGGUGGUGGAGCAAGUGAAACCACUAGUCCAACUACCAGCCCUACAACAUCACCUAACGGAGGUGGUGGAGCAAGUGAAACCACCAGUCCAACUACCAGUCCUACAACAUCGUCUGGUGGUGGUGGGGCAAGUGAAACCACGAGUCCAACAACCAGUCCUACAACAUCACCUGGUGGUGGUGGAGGUGGAGCAAGUGAAACCACGAGUCCAACAACCAGUCCUACAACAUCACCAAACGGAGGUGGUGGAGCAAGUGAAACCACCAGUCCAACUACCAGCCCUACAACAUCACCUAACGGAGGUGGUGGAGCAAGUGAAACCACCAGUCCAACUACCAGUCCUACAACAUCGCCUGGUGGUGGUGGAGCAAGUGAAACCACCAGUCCAACUAUCAGCCCUACAACAUCACCUAACGGAGGUGGUGGAGCAAGUGAAACCACCAGUCCAACUACCAGUCCUACAACAUCGUCUGGUGGUGGUGGAGCAAGUGAAACCACGAGUCCAACAACCAGUCCUACAACAUCACCAAACGGAGGUGGUGGAGCAAGUGAAACCACCAGUCCAACUACCAGCCCUACAACAUCACCUAACGGAGGUGGUGGAGCAAGUGAAACCACCAGUCCAACUACCAGUCCUACAACAUCGUCUGGUGGUGGUGGAGCAAGUGAAACCACCAGUCCAACUACCAGUCCUACAACAUCACCAAACGGAGGUGGGGGAGCUAGUGAAACCACCAGUCCAACUACCAGUCCUACAACAUCGCCUAGCGGUGGCGGUGGAGCAAGUGAAACCACCAGUCCAACUACCAGUCCUACAACAUCGCCUAACGGAGGUGGUGGAGCAAGUGAAACCACUAGUCCAACUACCAGCCCUACAACAUCACCUAACGGAGGUGGUGGAGCAAGUGAAACCACCAGUCCAACUACCAGUCCUACAACAUCGUCUGGUGGUGGUGGGGCAAGUGAAACCACGAGUCCAACAACCAGUCCUACAACAUCACCUGGUGGUGGUGGUGGAGCAAGUGAAACCACGAGUCCAACAACCAGUCCUACAACAUCACCAAACGGAGGUGGUGGAGCAAGUGAAACCACCAGUCCAACUACCAGCCCUACAACAUCACCUAACGGAGGUGGUGGAGCAAGUGAAACCACCAGUCCAACUACCAGUCCUACAACAUCGCCUGGUGGUGGUGGAGCAAGUGAAACCACCAGUCCAACUACCAGUCCUACAACAUCGCCUGGUGGUGGUGGAGCAAGUGAAACCACCAGUCCAACUACCAGUCCUACAACAUCACCUAGCGGGGGUGGUGGAGCAAGUGAAACUACCAGUCCAACUACCAGUCCUACAACAUCACCUAACGGAGGUGGUGGAGCAAGUGAAACCACCAGUCCAACUACCAGUCCUACAACAUCGCCUGGUGGUGGUGGAGCAAGUGAAACCAGCAGUCCAACUACCAGUCCUACAACAUCACCUAGCGGUGGUGGUGGAGGCUAG
Patella vulgata (common limpet) is the source of this 2838-nucleotide messenger RNA. RefSeq names its product mucin-2-like. The transcript has 3 exons. The annotation marks the transcript as partial. Lineage: Eukaryota; Metazoa; Mollusca; Gastropoda; Patellidae. The record is from RefSeq and is a predicted model, not a curated record.